AUGUUUGAGAUGAAGAGAGCAAUUGACGCUUUAGUUGUUUUAGCUGGUUUUAUUUCAAUGUAUAACGCAAAAAUGAACCCGCAAUGUUCUAAAUGUAAAGCAGCAAUGAGGAAAUAUAACUACUCCGUCAAAGAGAUAGAACGUAUGAGAAACGACUAUGCAGACUUAAAGAAAGAAGCAGAAAAACCAGCAGAAGAUAAAAUGGACAUGUUAGAAUUUCUGAACAAAAACUAUCCAACUGCUGACGAUUUCCUUCUAUCUGAUGUCAAGAAGAAAUAUAAAGAGACUUUCGGCAUAGUUAAAACAUUCGAUGUACUAAAAGAAGAAAUAGAAGCUACAAAACUGUUUAAAGUCUCACGAAUUCAUAACGUUUACCAUGUAAAACGCUUAUAA
Molecule: messenger RNA, 393 nt
Organism: Trichomonas vaginalis G3
Lineage: Eukaryota; Parabasalia; Trichomonadida; Trichomonadidae
Product: organellar and viral DNA polymerase type B
Exons: 1
Coding region: 1-393 (130 amino acids)
Source: RefSeq, a predicted model, not a curated record